Triticum turgidum subsp. durum (durum wheat) is the source of this 708-nucleotide messenger RNA. Lineage: Eukaryota; Viridiplantae; Streptophyta; Magnoliopsida; Poales; Poaceae. The record is from the annotation of a GenBank genome assembly.
AUGGAGAAGAAGCUGCCGCUGCCGCUGCCGCUGGCGCACGGGGAGGGGCUGUGGGCGCGGCCCUGGCGGUGGGCCAAGACCGCCUUCUUCCUCGUCUCCAUGCUCGCCUCGCUGCUCCUCGUCUGCGCGCCGCCGCUCCUCGUCGUCCUCCUCGACCUGCUCCUCCCGCCCGCGCUCCUCUCCAACUUCCUCCGCGCCUCCUCCGCACACACCCUCCUCGACCAGGCCAGGGGCUUCCACUUCCGCUCCUCCCUCGUCGACCUCCCCGCCGUCUCCGCCGCCCGCUCCCUCCUCAUCCUCUGCGCCUACACGGCGUGCGGCGGAGGCGCGGCCUACCUGUGGGUGGCGGCGGCCUGCAGCGUCGGCUCCCUCUUCUACGUCCUCGCCAAGGCCGUCGCCGUCUUCGGCGUGCCGGCCGACGGCGCCGCCGGCCUCGAGCUGCACGGCAAGGGCCAGCUCCUCGCCGUGGAGGCCAUGUUCCUCAUGUCGCUCGCGCUCGCCGCCGCGCACCUCGCCAUGGCAUACCGGGCCAGUAGCCGGGAGAAGCGCCGGCUGCACGUCGUCUACAGAAUCGACAUCGAAGCAGUGAGUCCCCUCACCCCCUCCAUGCCAAUCUUCGAUCGCAUUAAACACCAUCGCCAUGAUCAGUGUGUCAGUAGCAGCCACCGUCACACACGCCAAACAAACAAACAACUAAAAUUCAGAUAA